AGGAGAUGUUCAUCACCAUAGACGACCAUACCAUACCAUGGAGGGGAUCACCAUCUUCUAUUGCCUCAUCCUCUCCCUCCCUCUCAUCUUUAUGCUCAGCCAUCAUGGGCGCAAGAAAGGGGCAAUGAAGCUCCCACCUGGUCCGCCCACUCUGCUCUUCGUAGCCAAGUUCUUGCUGCUCCGGCGGUCAGUCUUUCAAAUUGGCCCGAUACUUCGCGGGUUGCAUGCGCGCCAUGGUCCAAUCAUCUCCAUUUGGCUGGUGCGCACCUUCGUUUUCGUGGCCGACCGCCGACUCGCGCAUAGCAUCCUCAUCAAGAGCAACGGCAACUUCGACGACCGCCCGCCCUCCACCGAGAUGAUGCACCUAUUUUUUCCCCACACUAUCAGCACCUCGCCCUAUGGGGCCUACUGGCGUCUUGUCCGCCGCAACCUGCACGCGCAGGCACUGCACCCGUCCCGCCUCAGGCUCUUCGCGCCGGCGAGGCAACGCGCGUGCGACGCGAUCAUUGGGUCACUGCGCGACGAUGCAUCGCAGGUCAUUACGGUGAGGCCAUUGUUGGGGCGCUGUCUUUUUGAGCUGCUUGUGUGCAUGAGCCUUGGCGCCAGGCUUGGCCAGGAGGUGCUCGAUGAGUUGCAGGAGAUGCACCAGCAGAUUUUCCAUGCCAUCACCAGCUUCCCCGUCUUCUCCAUUUUCCCGGCGCUCACCAAAAGGCUGCUGCGGAAGCGGUGGGCGAUGCACGUCGCGCUGAACGAGAGGCGGAACGAAGUGCUCCUGCCGCUAAUCCGCGCGCCUCGCGGAGGCGAGAACCCCUCGUGCUACGCCGACUCACUCCUCGAGCUGCGCGUCGCCGAGGAAGGCAGCCGCCCCCUCACGGACGCCGAGAUGGUCACCCUCUGCUCCGAGUUCAUGACGGCCGCCGUGGACACCACCAUGAGCUUGAUAGAGUGGAUCAUGGCGGAGCUCGUGAACCACCCCGACGUUCAAGCCAAGGUGUACCAGGAGGUGAGGGAGAAGCCUGAGCUCAAUGAGGACGACCUGUGCGGGAUGCCAUACCUCAAGGCCGUCGUGUUGGAGGGCAUGCGGCUGCACCCUGGGGCCCACUUAAUCAUCCCGCACGGCGUGAAGAAGGACGCGGAGAUAGGUGGGUACAUGGUGCCCAAGGGUUCCGAGGUCAACUUCUUGGUCGCCGACUUCGGGCUCGAUGAGACCGUGUGGACGGCGGCGCCGGAGUUCCGGCCGGAGCGGUUCUUGGACGGCAAUGACCUGGACAUCACCGGAAGCAGGGAGAUCAAGAUGGCGCCAUUUGGCGCUGGCCGCAGGAUGUGUCCGGGGUACAUGCUCUCCAUAAUGCAUGCGGAGUACUUCGUGGGCAGCCUCGUGAGGGAGUUCGAGUGGCUGCCACCAUCACCAGCAGAAGCAACUGUCGACAUGACCGAGGACCUAGCCAGCAUCAUCACCAUGAAGCACCCGCUCCGUGCUCGCAUCAUCCCAAGGGCUUAGUAAAACCUGAUGACAUAGGAAGCCACCCUCCAGUCGCCUGCGACCGCAUCCCCCGUCAGUCCGUGUUUUUCUUUCAAGUUUUUGCUAUGUCACUUCUUGAUUGCUUUGGACGAACAUGUUGCUCUCGUGUCCUCCACAAGAUAUCAUAUUCAAAAUUGUCUCGCUUGGGGCCAUCUUUCUAUCAAUAUUCUUGGCCGCCGCCAAGCCUUGCCACUAAAGGAAGGUGCUGAGGAAGGACAACCGCAGCGAGGUGGACGGCGCACGGCAGUGGUGUUACUAGAGAAACGUGUUGUAGCCCGUGGGAGGAGAACGUCGGGCUGCUUGCUGGUGGCGUGUCUGCGGUGACGGUCGGCGUGCUGAUGUAAACUCUAUCAGUUGCCUAAACAUCACCAAGCAACCUACCUAAGAGGGAAAGGUAUGGCUCAUUUAUUCAAGGAACAAAGGAAUUAACUCUAUAAUAUGCAUGUAAAAGAAAGAAAUUCCAAUGGAGCGAUAAUCCACUUCUGAGCUCACA
Messenger RNA from Triticum urartu, 2015 nucleotides. The record is from RefSeq and is a predicted model, not a curated record. Lineage: Eukaryota; Viridiplantae; Streptophyta; Magnoliopsida; Poales; Poaceae.